Pseudopipra pipra is the source of this 3901-nucleotide messenger RNA. RefSeq names its product smoothelin (gene SMTN). The record is from RefSeq and is a predicted model, not a curated record. Gene Ontology annotation, cellular component: microtubule organizing center; filamentous actin. The coding region runs from base 127 to 2949 and encodes 940 amino acids. Gene Ontology annotation, molecular function: protein binding. Lineage: Eukaryota; Metazoa; Chordata; Aves; Passeriformes; Pipridae. Gene Ontology annotation, biological process: actin cytoskeleton organization. The transcript has 22 exons.
GGCAACAGAGUGGGGCCGGGCGGGAGCGCAGCCGAGCCAAGCGCGGGGCCGCGCUGCCCCGGACGCCCUUUGUUGUCUGGGUCGCCGCUAAGCCCCGACCGCAGCAACGCGGGCCUGGCGGGCGGGAUGUCCCAGGAGAGUCUCCUCGGGAUGGACGAGGGAGCGCUGCGGAAGCUGCUCGAGGCCACGCUGGACCUGGCUGAGCGGCGCCGCAUCCGUUCGGCCAUCCGGGAGCUGCAGCGGCAGGAGCUGGAGCGGGACGAGGAGGCGCUGGCAUCCAAGCGCUUCCGCCCAGAGCGCGGCAGCCACAGACAGGACGACAAGGAGAACUGGCCACGGUCUCAGCACCUGGAGGAGGAGCAGCAGGCAGCCCUGGCCGCCUUGUCCCAGGAGCUCGAAACAAUCACCAGCGUGGAGGAGCUGACAAAACUGCUGCGGGCAGCGGGUGAGUAUGAGGAGCGCAAGGUGAUCCGAGCUGCCAUCCGUAAGCUGCGGGCUGAGGAGAUCGAAGCCGCGACACUGGCUGGGAAUGUGCAGAGCAGCCGGAGGGAUGGCAACGAGCCCCGCACUGUGCCUGGGGAUGCGAAAAGUAUCCAGAGGGACAAUGCUGAAACACCAGCCCUUACUGGGAGUGGGGAAAGCCUUGGUGAGGGCAGCACCAAGCCCCUGGGCACAACCAGGAGAGGGGAGAGCAGCCGUCAGGACGAUGCAGAACUGCCGGCACUGGCUGAGCUAGAGGAGAGUGGGCAGCAGCCCCCUGCCCAGGAGCCCAAAGUUUCGGCGGACCAUGAGCGAGAGGACAUGGUGGAGCAGGAGCAUGUCCCAGCCAGGAUGCAGGAGCUGUGCAGCCAGCAGGCAGGAGACCCCCAGAAACCCAGUGUCCAGGAAGUGGUGUCGGGGACCCUUGUGCUUCUGGAGCUGCAGCCGGCCCCAGAGCCCAAUCCAGAGCCUGAGGAUGGUGUUCAGGAGCUGGAGCAGGGCCAGCCCCAGAGGCAGCAACAGGCAGCCUGGAAGGCAGGGAGCCUGGACAGCCCAGCCAGUGCUGCAGAGCCCAGCAGGAGGCAAAGCCCUAGAGGGGAGCAGCCACCCCUGGGCCAGCCUGGUGCUGCCAGCCAGCUCCAUGUUGGGGUGCGCUGCCAGGCACUGGGGCCAGAUGGGAGACAGGGGAGGCCACCAGUGGCGCCAGUGCCCACCCAGGAUCUAGUAGGGACCCCAGCUCGCCUGAACACUCACCAGUGGGAGCAGGUGCCCUCCUCCUUGUGCCCAGCUGGCCCCACAGCGCCACGCUCCGCCGGACCCCCGCCGCCCUCCGCCGCCGGCUCGGUGCGGGAGCGCGCGCAGCGGUUUGGGCCGGCGGGGGCGGGCGGCGCGGGGGGGCGGGCCGGGACCGGGGCCGGGGCCGCCCAAUGGCAGCGGGGGCCCCGCACGGCCCCGCCGGCGCCCGCUCAAAACGCGCGGGGCAGCGGCGGCGCAGAGCAGCGCCCGGCUCCGCGCCCCACCGGCCGCCGCCUCGACGCCAUGAAGACCUUCUUCACCAUCGAGAUCAAGGAUGGGCGUGUGCAGCCCCUCGCGCCCCGCAUCACGGCCGCCCCCAGCAGCCAGCGGGCAGAGGUGACCCUGGGGCUGCGGAGCACCCCCAUCCGCAUCACCACCAUCCCCAGCAGUGUCAGCAGUAUCUGCAACAUCAGCAGUGUCAGCAGCAAUGUCACCAAGGACCCUUGCACCCACUUUGAGGGCACCGAGGAGCCCAGCGGCCCUGUGGCCCAUCCACCCACUUUCUCCAGCACGCGCCAACAAUCGGCCCUGCACCUCUCCCGGACCAACAGCAGCAUGGAUCCGGAGGUGGUGGAGCAGCCCCAGGUUCUGAGGCUGGAGCCAGAGCUGCCCAACGGCAUGGAGAAGGUGCAAGUGAGGGAGGUAGAGAGAAGGAGCAAGCUGAAUGUCGAGGAGCUGAGCAGGAUUGAGGAUGAGGAUGUUCUGGAUAAGAUGCUGGAUCGGACAACAGACUUUGAGGAGCGACGGCUGAUCCGAAAUGCCAUGCGGGAGCUGCGCCAGCGCAAGCGAGACCAGCGGGAGAAGGAGCGAGACCAGCGGCUGCAGGAGGCUAGGAGCCAGGCUACGGCAGGAAGGGCUGGCCACGCCACCGAGACCACCACCACGCAGAGCACUCAGUCAGCUGACGGCUCAGCGCGCAGCACCGUCACCAAGACUGAGCGUCUCGUCCAGUCUAGUGAUGGCACCAAGACCUCCCGUACCACAACCAUGGAGUCGAGUUAUGUGAAGAGAUCGGACAGUGGCAACAGCACAUUUGUUCAAACCAAAUCAUCCUACAGCUCCUCGUCCAAGAAGACCGGCAGCGUCUUCGACCGUGAAGAUGAGAGUGCUUCCAGGCAGAGCAGCCUGGCUGCACUGGAGCGGCGUCAGGCAGAGAAGAAGAAGGAGCUAAUGAAGGCUCAGAGCCUGCCCAAGACCUCAACCUCACAGGCACGCAAGGCCAUGAUGGAGAAGCUGCAGAAGGAAGGCGGGAGCUCACCAAACCCUGCAGCAUCACAGACCAGUGUGCAGCGCUCCUCCAGCUUUGGCGUGCCCAAUGCCAACAGUAUCAAGCAGAUGUUGCUGGACUGGUGCAGAGCCAAGACCCGGGGCUACGAGCAUGUAGACAUCCAGAACUUCUCAUCCAGCUGGAGUGAUGGCAUGGCCUUCUGUGCCUUGGUCCACAACUUCUUCCCUGAUGCGUUUGACUACAGUAAGCUGACACCCCAGAACCGCCGCCACAACUUUGAGGUGGCCUUCUCUUCUGCAGAGAAGCACGCGGACUGUCCACAGUUGCUGGACGUGGAGGACAUGGUCCGGAUGCGCGAGCCAGAUUGGAAGUGUGUGUACACAUACAUUCAGGAAUUCUAUCGCUGCCUGGUCCAGAAGGGGCUGGUAAAAACCAAAAAGUCGUAGCCCAUUGUCACCCCCCCCAAGGACCAAUGGACGCUGGUGGACUGCGUGCCGCUGGUGGAGGUCGAAGACAUGAUGAUCAUGGGGAAGAAGCCAGACGCCAAGUGCGUCUUCACCUACGUGCAGUCCCUCUACAACCACCUGCGUCGCCACGAGUUGCGCAUGCGGCAGAAAGAGUGCUAGAGCCUGCCCUGCCCACCCCCCUACUGUCCUUGCUGCCAGGGCUGCCAAUGGGCAGGGGAGCUGCCUGCUUCAAGAGGGUCUGGCAGGGCCACAGGUCUGGCACUGAGGACAGGGGGAAUUCUGACACCCAGGCAGUCCCAUGCCUCUGCCUUGCCAGAGCUGCCUCUGCCCCGGCCAGCUGCGGGCUGACCCCAUGAACAGGGCCAGGCAGGCACUGCUGGGGAUGCUCCUGGCUUGGCUUGCCCCCUGCGCUCCAGCCUGUUAAGUUAUUUGUUCUCCAGGAAUUGUGUACCCUGCGGGCAGCACUCCUGUGUCCCUGGGUGGCACAGCUGCGCCCUCAGGCCUGGGGCACAGUGUGGGUCAGUGGCUGAGCAGGACCGUGUAGCCUAGCCAGGCAUCCCACAGGCAGCACCUGUCAGUGGUUCCCUUGGCUCCCUGUGAGGAAGCCCCUCUGCCCACCGCAGGCCCUGCUUGGUGUCACCUCCCUGGGGACAGCUCCACAGCUGUGCUGACACCCUGCUUCCCACCUUCACGUGCACCUGGGGCACUUCUGCACUAGGGGCUGCAGCACCUGUGGGCUGGGGAGCGGGCAGGGGUGAGAGGUCACAGGAGAGCACAAGGCUGAAGGAGCGAGCCAGGAUGGCAGCCCCUUCUCCCCUCUCCUGCUCAGGGCACCACGCGCUCAGCGCCGCUCGCCCCUCCGUCACGUCUCUACACCUGUAAUGACACGUGUACCAACACCAGCCAGACAAUAAAGGUUUACCUAGGGUGA